CGCAAUAAUGCACAGUACUUUCACAUUCUUCGUCAGCUCUCCCAGCAGUGGCACCGCCCAAAUCUGAAGGAAGGCCUCAUUCUUAGACCCAAGGCACACAGGACAAGGUCGUACUAGAAUGGCCAUCACGAUCAAACCCGACCCCUUGGAAACGAGUCCACUGCUAAGUCAUCCGCAACAUCAACGUCCUGACCACGACAUCAAUGGCCAUGGCGACAGCAACGCGGGCUACAGGGUCGACCUGGAGAACAGUCAACCGCCCGAGCUCCCUUCAGCUGAAGAAGACAAUGCGGUGACCGUCGACGAGCCGAGCACCAGGAUGCUCGUGGCUAUCAUGACCGCAAGCUGGAUCGGUGUCUUUUUCGCGGCAUUGGAUACAACCAUCGUCGCGACGCUUACGGGUCCAAUCUCAUCCAGCUUCAACUCACUCAGCCUAUUAUCCUGGCUUGCAACAGGCUACCUAAUAGCCAACUCGGCAUGCCAACCACUAUCCGGCAAACUGACAGACAUAUUCUCUCGACGAACAGGCCUUCUUUUCUCCAACAUCUUUUUUGGUCUCGGGACAUUAAUGUGCGGCCUCGCGCCCAGCGCGGGCGUCAUGAUCGCCGGCCGCGUCGUCGCAGGCAUCGGCGGCGGCGGACUGACAUGUAUCACUACAUUCGUCACAUCAGACUUGAUCCCGUUGCGCCGGAGAGGUCUGUGGCAAGGCUACGGUAAUCUGAUAUACGGUCUAGGCAUGGGCUCAGGCGGUGUCGUGGGCGGCGCUCUGGCAGACGCACUGUCCUGGCGAUGGGCGUUCUUGUUACAGCUGCCGUUUAUUGUCGUUUCGACCGUCCUGGUCUGGAUCCUGUUGGACCCUCACCUCCCUCGACGAGCGCCACUCCCAACUACUUCCAGCAACAACACCACUGAAUCCACCACCAAAUCGUCAGCUCUGCACCGAAUCGACUUCACGGGUUCCGCACUGCUCGUCGUGUCUCUAGUUUUACUCCUUCUAGGCCUCAACAGCGGCGGCAACCAACUCCCCUGGUCACACCCACUGAUCAUCACCUCUCUGGUUCUGGCGGGCGUCACGCUCGUGGGGUUCAUCUACUUUGAAGCACGGGCGGAGCUAGCCUUCGAUAAGGGGGAGUCGUCCGACACAAUCACCACCGUCAGCGAGGCCAACCCAAUACCAACCCCAAACAACCAAAAUGCAGACUCCUCCUCUCCACCACCCAAAUUCAAACCAGAACCAAUCAUCCCCGUGGUCCUAAUCGCACGAACACGAACAAUCCUAGCAGCCUGUCUAGCCAACUGGUUCAGCACAAUGUCCGCCUUCCUAGCCCUCUACUACAUCCCAUUAUACCUUCAAGUCCGAGGCCUAUCCUCAACAGCAGCCGGGUUACGAGUCAUCCCCUUCGCAGCCGCCAUGUCAGUCGGCAGUCUGGGGUCAGGAUACCUAAUGCGCAAGACAGGACGAUACUGGGGCCAAAUGGUGUUCGUGAUGUUGUUGUUUGUCGCGGGCACAGCGCUGAUCUGUACAUUUCGCCUCGACUCCCCGGCCUGGCAGACAUAUGUCUACGUCACACCACUGGGCAUGGCAUAUGGGUCCAUGUUGACAAUCACUUUGGUCGCUAUGAUUUCCGCCGCCGACCAUGCUCACCAGGCUGUGAUCACAGCCGCCAGCUAUGCGUUUCGGUCGACGGGGUCGACUAUUGGUAUCACUGUUGCGAGCGCCGUCUUUCAAAAUGUUUUGACGUCGGAACUACAGAGCCAGUUUGGUCAGAUGCCCGGUUCUGACAGCGAGAUCCGUCGCAUCCGUGACAAUCUAAAGGAACUUGAUCGUCUGCCUCGGGGAUGGGAUAGAGGUGUCGUUCUUGAUAUCUAUAUGGAUGCUUUGAGGGCCGCUUUCGUUGCUGGGUUGAUACUGGCUGUCCUCGCUGCUGCUGCUGGGUUUGCUAUGAAGGAACAUGUGUUGCAUAAGAACCUUGCUAGGAAGUGAGUGUCCUCACGUACUACAUGUACAGGGGUACCGUACCCCCUUCAACUGCCUACCCAGGUAGACGCCGCAAGAUUUAGAUCAUCUACCUCCAUACCUAUGCAGCGCCACCAUGUUGCGUUGUUUACCUGAUCGAUCAAACUGACGACGUACUGUCUGACUGUUCUGUCUGUUGUCUCUUCCUUUGGCCGGAUGGAGGAUGCUUGAACCUUUUUGAGAGGAAGUAGACCCACGCCCCUGGUGUGAUUCGAUCUGGCGAUAGAGCAGUUGGACAGAUGGUAUGAUAUCCAGGUCUGCCUAAUUACAAGUAUAUGGGUAAAUAGAGAUUUGCGAUAGAUAAGAUCUCUAGAUAUGCAGAUCUGUAGAUUGGAUAGAUGGAUAGAUGGAUAUAUACUUUUCACAUGUGGUA
Molecule: messenger RNA, 2390 nt
Organism: Exophiala dermatitidis NIH/UT8656
Lineage: Eukaryota; Fungi; Ascomycota; Eurotiomycetes; Chaetothyriales; Herpotrichiellaceae
Exons: 2
Coding region: 119-1984 (621 amino acids)
Biological process (GO): transmembrane transport; basic amino acid transport
Cellular component (GO): fungal-type vacuole membrane
Molecular function (GO): basic amino acid transmembrane transporter activity
Source: RefSeq, a predicted model, not a curated record